CUUUUUUUCCAUCAAAAGACAUCAUAUUUGAGUCCUGGAAGCACCCGUUAACAAAUUCAAGAGGCAAUCCAAGCAGUGAAAGGCUCGAUGUUGAUGCAGUUGAUCCUCAGGAAUUUUUGUUAAGAAGACUUGUUAGAGGUUAUUUGUUCAUCUCUUGCAUUCUUGGAAUUUAAUUUCUCCUAACUUAAAUGCCAAUUCACACUAAGAAAUCUAAAUGUUUGAAUAUUAUGUUCAAUGGAACAGGUGACGAUCGAGCUCAGCUUGACUCCAAUGGAUUUUCAUGCCACACUGAUAUUCAUUCAGAAGUAUGCCUUGCAAAUAAACCAGUGAGGAUCGAUAACAAAGCAUUGACAGUUUAUGUGCCAUCUGAUGAACCUCAAGUUAAGAGAAUUGUUCAGCCAUAUGCAAGGAAGGAGGAUGAAACUGCCAUGAAACUUGUUACACCAGUUCAGAUAUUGCAAGGAAAUACCAAUCCACCAGCUUGUACUUUCACUCACAAUGUCACAGCUGUGGUCUUCUCUUCUAAAGGAUUCACAGGAAACGUGUUUCAUGAGUUCAAUGAGAUUAUUAUCCCUUUAUUCAUCACUUGCCGCCAUUUCAGAUCCCGCUUACAGUUUGUCAUCACAGAUUUCCAGCCUUGGUGGGUUCAAAAGUACAACAGGAUUCUUUCUCACUUAUCUAGUUAUGAGGUCAUUAAUCCUGAAGCAGAUGGAAGUGUUCACUGCUUUCCAGGGGUUGUAAUAGGGCUUAAGUUUCAUGACAAUCUAGCCCUCAGCACUACUGAUAUUCCAGGAGGUUAUUCCAUGUUUGAUUUCAGGAAUUUCCUGAGAGAAUCAUAUAAUCUGAAAAUAAAGCAUGUGUCCGAGAUUCAAAAGCCAGUGCUGAUACUUAUAUCACGCCGCAAAACAAGAAGGUUUUUGAAUGAAGAUGAAAUGGUGGAAAUGAUGGGGGAGCUAGGAUUUCAAGUCGUAAGGGCAGAAUCUGGCAGGAUGUCAAACUUGGACAAGUUUGCUGAGGUAGUGAACUCAUGUAGUAUCAUGGUUGGAGCUCAUGGAGCUGGCCUAACAAAUGAAAUAUUUUUGCCCGCUGGUGCAGUGAUGGUUCAAGUGGUGCCACUGGCAAAUGAAUGGGUGGCAACCAACUACUUCGGAGGACCAGCAAAGGAAAUGAAUGUCCGAUACUUGGAGUAUAAGAUCGAACCAGAGGAAAGUUCUCUCAUUGACACUUAUGGGAGAGAUCAUCCUGUCAUUACUGAUCCAGAAUCUGUAAUCUCUAAGGGCUACUAUGCAUUCAGGUCUAUGUAUAUUGAUGGCCAAGAUAUCAAGAUCAAUUUAGAGAGAUUCAAGAAGACCCUUGUUGAAGCAAUGCAGCUUCUUGGAAGCUCAACUCCCUUUAAUUGA
Messenger RNA from Durio zibethinus, 1400 nucleotides. The record is from RefSeq and is a predicted model, not a curated record. Lineage: Eukaryota; Viridiplantae; Streptophyta; Magnoliopsida; Malvales; Malvaceae.